UUUUCCGUUGCGUGACGUCACAGAGAGCGAAGCCACACUUCCUCGAGCUUGUAGGAGGAGCCGCUCUCGAGACGGGAGAGCGCCGCGUAAAAAAAAAAAAGUCAGUCACAGAAAUUACGAUUAAAAAAGACAUAUAAACAUGAAUAGCUGUUUUAUUUAUUUUUAAAUUUACAAAUAACAAACUAAAUAAAGAUACGACGACAGGGGGGGGGGGCGUGUAAAAUAAAAAAAAAUAGGACAAAGUUUGGGGCCGAGUCAGGCGGCGGCGGCGGUGGAGGAGAAAGGUGUUUUUUUUUUUUCAUUUUUAAAUUUUUAAAACGGUUAUUUUUGAGAGAAGAUUUUUUUUUUUUGGUGGAGGCGGUUGUCAAAGACCCUCUCUCUCUGUUUUUUUUUAAUUUGUAUCGAGUGGAAAUACAGAAGGAAAGUACAUUUUCAGAAGACUCGAGUAUGUCGGCUCAGGCGCAAAUGAGAGCCAUGCUCGACCAAUUGAUGGGGACGUCGAGAGACGGAGACAGCACUCGACAGAGGAUCAAGUUCAUGGAUGACAGAGUGUGCAAGUCCCACCUGCUGGACUGCUGCCCUCACGACAUCCUGUCAGGAACAAGGAUGGAUUUGGGGGAGUGUAACAGGAUUCAUGACCUGGCUCUCCGUGCUGACUUUGAGAUCGCCUCCAAGCAUCAGGAAUACUUCUUCGAACUGGACGCUACAGAUCACCUCCAGUCCUUCAUUGCUGACUGCGAUCGCAGGACAGAGUUGGCCAAGAAGAGGCUCGCAGACACACAGGAGGAGAUUAACGCAGAAGUGGCAGCCAAGGCGGAGCGGGUCCACGAGCUGAAUGAAGAGAUUGGGAAGAUGCUGGCUCAGACCGAGCAGCUGGGAGCCGAGGGGAACGUGGAGGAAUCGCAGAGGCUGCUGGGAGAGGUGGAGAUAACCAGAGGCUUGAAGAGAGAGGCUGAGGUGAGAGAGAGAGAGAGAGAGAGAGAUCACGCACAGGGACGGAGAAGGGGGGGGGG
Acipenser ruthenus (sterlet) is the source of this 1013-nucleotide messenger RNA. Its product is annotated as putative RNA-binding protein Luc7-like 2. Gene Ontology annotation, biological process: mRNA splice site recognition. Gene Ontology annotation, cellular component: U2-type prespliceosome; U1 snRNP. The record is from RefSeq and is a predicted model, not a curated record. The annotation marks the transcript as partial. Gene Ontology annotation, molecular function: mRNA binding. NCBI's taxonomy places the organism in Eukaryota, Metazoa, Chordata, Actinopteri, Acipenseriformes, Acipenseridae. The transcript is spliced from 5 exons.